CAGGGUGUCAUCAAGGUAGCAGGACAUGUUUGUGAUGCCACAGCACCAAGAAGUCGUUCAACUUGAAGUAUAAACCAUUCUUUAGUCUCAGCUGGAGCUCAUCAGAGCUUAAACUCUGAUCCUCCGAGCAGCUAUCUGCAGCAGUUGUGUUUCAGCCUGUGUGUAGAUGGGAGCAGAUGCCGCUCAGACGCUGCGCUCUCCGGUCGCUGCUGGACUGAAAUCAUCCCGAGGAGAUGCGCAGAUUCGUUGAGAUGGCAGAUGGCGCAGCCACUUGUGGAGGAUUCCUGGAUUACAGCGCAGAGACGUGUUGUUGUUGUUGUUGUUUACUCCUCUGGGACUAGAAAGUGUUGCGGAUGAGUGUGACCCAUGUAACCUGCAGGUCGGACUCCAGACUUUGCUGACAUGAAGGUGUACUACUACAUCGUGAUCGAAGUAGUCAUCGCGAUCCUCUCCAUCUCCGGCAACGUGCUGGUGUGCUGGGCUGUGGCCAUCAACAGCACCCUGAAGAACGCCACCUUCUACUUCCUGGUGUCCCUGGCCGUGGCGGACAUCCUGGUGGGCUGCCUCGCCAUCCCCUUCGCCAUCAUCAUCAGCAUCGGCUUGCCCCUGGACUUUUAUGGAUGCCUGUUCCUCGCCUGUUUCGUCCUGGUCCUGACGCAGAGCUCCAUCUUCAGCCUGCUGGCCAUAGCCAUCGACAGAUACCUGGCUGUGAAGAUCCCACUGAGGUACAAGGAGUUGAUGACGGGGAAGACUGCCAGAGAAAUCAUAGCAAUUUUAUGGAUCCUUUCUUUUGUUAUCGGCCUUAUUCCCUUCUUUGGAUGGAACUCAAAGUACUUGAGUUGCAGCAACACUACAGACUACAAACACAGAGGCAGCGWACCCCAGAGCUGCAAGCUCAACUGUCAGUUUGAGAGCGUGGUGGACAUGCAGUACAUGGUCUACUUCAACUUCUUUGUGUGCGUGCUGCUGCCGCUGCUCAUAAUGCUGGGCAUCUACGYGAAGAUCUUCACCGUGGCCAGGAAGCAGCUGAGACAGAUUGAGCUCAAAUGUGUGGGCAACAGGGACAGCCCAAACCAGGGGUUGCUGCAGAAGGAGAUCCGAGCUGCCAAAUCCCUCUCCAUCAUCGUGGGACUGUUCGCCGUCUGCUGGCUGCCCGUCCACAUCCUCAACUGCCUGGGGCUGUUCUACAAGGACCUGAAGAAGCCGGAGGGGGUCAUGUACAUGGCCAUCAUCCUGUCCCACGCCAACUCUGCGAUYAACCCCAUCAUUUACGCGUACCGCAUCCAGGACUUCAGGAACACCUUCCGUAAGAUCCUGGCCCAGCACUUUCUCUGCCGCAAAGAGGAGCUUUACCUCAGCUCCAACGGCAGCAGACGCCACAGAGAYCAGAUCCACAUGACCGUCGACCCGCUGCUAUAGUCAUGCCGCGGGGGGACUGGGAUCUGGGUCAGCUGUUGAGUCUGGACUUUCCUUUUUACUGAGGUUUUUAAUGUUUACAGAACAAGGGUAUGAUGAUAUGUGAAGAUGUCAAUCACGCCUUGAAUGUGGAGAUUUAUUUAUAAAUCGUGACGAGAGUUGAAGGUGGGGAUCAGUGUUCAACAGCAAGUCUUAUGAAACCUUUGGGUUGUGAAGCGUUUAAUUUAAAAAGAGUUGAAGCUAACUGGAUUUGUAGGACUGUGAAGAGGAUCCAAACUGAAACGACUUUGUUACAAACACUACUCUUUUCUGCCCUGUUGGUGUACAUUGUCGACAUUCAGUGCCAGUGUUAAAUAAUUAUUUUAUUACAAGACCUUGUUUUUGAGAAUGUAAUGAUCAAAAUAGCUAUUUGUGAAUAGAUCUGUACUUGUAGAGUUUAAAAAGGUACAGUAGGUUUCUUCAUCUGUGAUUAUUUUUAUUUUGGCUCGUAAACCUUUAAAAUUAAUUUAAACCCAUCACUGCCUCUGUAUACAGAGACGGACAAUACUUAUGUAUUUAUUUAUGUGGCUUAAUUAGGAUGAUAUAAAGAUGGAAGAAUGAAACUUUACAUAUCACAGAAAGUAAAAAAAAAAAAUUUUUUUAAAUCAAAUUGUUCCUUUUACUAAGUGCCAGUGACUGUAGGAUAAGAUAUGGCAGGAAGAAUGUAUGCACAGAGCUAAGAAACAGCAUUUUUAUUAGAAGUACUUAGAAAAAUAUAGAAAAAACAAAACAUUUCCUUCCCCGUGUAUCAUUUUAUGACUGCAGGGGUCACAAACCCAUUGUGAGCCCGCCACUGUUUUCUUCUACAGAAAGUGGUUCUGUGGCUCUGACACAAACAUCAUGAUUAGAUUCAGCCUCAGAGGGGAAAAAAAAAGCUCAAAACUCACCUGCAGCCAUGAAUCAUGCCUUUACCUUAAAGGGAUAGUUAGCCAUUUUGAAAUGGAUUUCUUCAAGGUUACAAAUAAUUUACAUUUUACCUGUUCUGAAAAACAUUUUGAACAACAGAAACAGAGUUUACAUGCUGCAGGAUUGCUGAGUUGACAGCUAGACAUCAACUGCAAAUUCUGCUUUAGUAGCAGGUUCAUUKGAACAGUAAGGAUGAAUUAAUAAUGGCUAGUCGAAGUUUUAUUUAUUUUUUUGAUCAUCCUUCGUAGAAGACGGCCUAUGAUGGUCAAAAGUUCUGUUGUUCGUGUUCCAAUGUGGGCGCAACUCUGGUUUCCCAUCCAAGUACAAGAAAUUAAUCRGGGUUAAUUGUGUCAUUUAGCCAACAAUGAUUAGAAGAUGACAAUUGCACUUGCAUGUUUUUGACUCUGAAUCGGUGAAGCUAACAGGUUAAAAUAAUAAGCUGUGAAUUGAAACCCAGCUUUUCCACAACGUUGUGACAGCAUAUCUUUAGUAAUGCAAUAUGCCACAGCCCACCCCGUAAUAUCUCCUUCCAGUGCUGACUUUGCUUUGUAAGGGACAGACUGACUGAGCAUCGUGGAUUCUCAGCUGAGUAGAUUUGUUUCCACUUCUGGAGGUGUGUUUGUUGUAGCAGAUUCUGGCUUUCCUUGUAUUCUGGUUUGUUGUUGUGUUUCAGGUGAUUAAACAAGUUCGUAAUGUUA
This is a messenger RNA of Austrofundulus limnaeus, 3059 nucleotides long. RefSeq names its product adenosine A2b receptor (gene adora2b). The coding region runs from base 403 to 1419 and encodes 338 amino acids. The record is from RefSeq and is a predicted model, not a curated record. Gene Ontology annotation, biological process: G protein-coupled adenosine receptor signaling pathway; vasodilation; adenylate cyclase-activating G protein-coupled receptor signaling pathway. Gene Ontology annotation, molecular function: G protein-coupled adenosine receptor activity. The transcript has 4 exons. Gene Ontology annotation, cellular component: plasma membrane. Lineage: Eukaryota; Metazoa; Chordata; Actinopteri; Cyprinodontiformes; Rivulidae.